AUUUGUCAUUGUCACAAAUUUUUGGGAUUGACGGGCGACGUGUACAAAAAUGGAUUAAUAGUUAAAAAAUUCAAUUUAUUGUUUUCUGAUAUUUUACUUGAGUCAUAGUAGGAUAAUAUAUAUAAUAUAUCGUUAAAAAUGGAAGAAGACUUAUCAAGUUCGAAUAAUAAAAAAAAUGUAUUCUCCCAGUUUUGUACUAGGAUAUCACAAUGGUACCAAGGAGUGGUGGACAGGACAGUACCAUGGCGAAAAAGUAGAUGGUUAGCUGCCAUACUUCUCAUUAUUGGGUUUUUGGCCAGAGUGCUAUAUGCACAGGGAUGGUAUAUAGUUACAUAUGCAUUAGGUAUAUAUCACUUAAAUCUGUUUAUAGCGUUUCUCACACCAAAAAUUGAUCCAGCGAUGGAUUUUGAUGCUGACGAAGGAGGUCCUGAACUACCAACGAGGGCAAAUGAAGAAUUCAGGCCGUUCAUAAGGCGGUUACCAGAAUUCAAAUUUUGGUACUCAAUUACAAAGAGUACGAUCAUUGGUUUCAUAUGCACAUUCUUCGAUUGCUUCAAUAUCCCAGUAUUUUGGCCAAUAUUAGUUAUGUACUUCAUUACGUUGUUCUGUAUUACAAUGAAGAGACAAAUAAGGCACAUGAUUAAAUACAGAUACUUGCCCUUCACUCACGGAAAACCAAAAUAUCAGGGCCACGAAGAAUCGACAGGGAAAGUUAUUAUAUCUCCAAAGUGACAAAGCAUAUAAGUUAUUUGAUUAUGUCUUAAAAGAGAUUUUGCAAUUUGUAUACAAAUAAAAUAAAAAAUAAUUAAAUCAAGGGAUUUGUUACUGAAUUUCAAAGUAGUAACAAUUUUUUUGUACAGAUAUCGAAAGUUGUGAAUUUUUUUUUAUAAAUAUUUGUUGGUUGCGUUUAUGCAACAAAUUCGCAGUUUUAAUAUUUAAAAAUAACCUUAAGUGAAUCAUUUAAUUAGUAAUAGGAACAAGUCACUUUUCAGGACAUCUUCAAUCACUUGAGAUCGAUUGUCAAUUUAAUUGAUGAUUUUGGGAGCAGUAGAUACAAAUCUUUGGUGUUUCAAACGAAUUUUCUGAAAAAAUCCGUUUUUAGAGUUAUUUAUGGGUGUUAUCAUAAAGGGUAGGUGGAAUAACUGACUUAUUUCCGUUCCGUUGCUUAAUUAAUUGAUUCGAUAAUAUUUUACUUGUAUAUUCAAAUGUAAACAAAAAAAUUGUGAAAUUGUUAUAUAAAUUCGAGAAUCACUUUCAGCAACAAAAACAAAUAUUAAACUAUUAUGAAACGAUAAAAA
Messenger RNA from Diorhabda carinulata, 1298 nucleotides. Its product is annotated as protein RER1. The transcript is spliced from 6 exons. The record is from RefSeq and is a predicted model, not a curated record. Lineage: Eukaryota; Metazoa; Arthropoda; Insecta; Coleoptera; Chrysomelidae. Gene Ontology annotation, biological process: retrograde vesicle-mediated transport, Golgi to endoplasmic reticulum; protein retention in ER lumen. Bases 139 to 732 code for a protein of 197 amino acids. Gene Ontology annotation, cellular component: Golgi membrane.